Messenger RNA from Coccidioides posadasii C735 delta SOWgp, 2655 nucleotides. RefSeq lists its product as uncharacterized. Gene Ontology annotation, cellular component: anaphase-promoting complex. NCBI's taxonomy places the organism in Eukaryota, Fungi, Ascomycota, Eurotiomycetes, Onygenales, Onygenaceae. Gene Ontology annotation, molecular function: protein binding; ubiquitin ligase activator activity; anaphase-promoting complex binding. The record is from RefSeq and is a predicted model, not a curated record. Gene Ontology annotation, biological process: anaphase-promoting complex-dependent catabolic process; positive regulation of ubiquitin protein ligase activity; positive regulation of anaphase-promoting complex-dependent catabolic process.
AUGAGUUCCAGGAGAUGUCGUUCAACAGGAGACUUAAGAUCUUCUAAUGUCGAUGGCUUCUUGGCUCCUCUCUUUCCUUUCUAUCACGAUAUCUCAGGCUUCCCCGACUGGCAUCAAACUCCGGAAAAGGCCCCUUCGAGUGCUUCACAUUCGCCUUCUCCUCGCUCUGCUCUAGACUCCAACGACGGGCGACUCCCCUGCCCAUCACCGAAAACUAACAAGGAUCCAGGUGUUUUAUGCGAUGAACAGGAUGCUUGCAAACCCUCGUCGAAGAAGAUCGGGGUCUUCAUCCCUAGUCCAGACCAAGCUUCCCCCAGAAAGGAUCCCUCAUACUUUGAUAGGAGAUGCAAGGAUGGAAGCCCUGUCCUAGAGAGUCGUAGCCUCGUGAACUCCCCAGACCGUUUUGUUCCAUCAAGAGAACUGCACUUCCCGCCAGAAACGCAGUUUCGCGUGAGCAAGAAUCAUGACUUACUCACACCCCACGAAAAGGCCCACCGGCGGCGAGAUCCAAACGCAGACCCGUUUUUCAUCCCAACAGCUUCCAGGAUUGUGAACAAUCCGAGGCGAUUUAAUCCAAUAGAUAUCGGGCUUAUUCCCCAUUAUCGACCACGCCAUGUUCAUGAGAUGGGAUUUACUGACUUGCCCGCGGCUAUCGACAAUGGUUCGGCAGAGCAGCCACGACAGGUUAGUGUAGGUGCUGUAUGGCAUGUUGGCGGCACUUCGCCGGCACUAAGUGACCCCGCAACUGAAGCCCCUGACGAUAUCGGCUACCACCGUGGGUCAGGGACAGUGGCACCUAGGUACUCCGCGAAGUUCGAUCGAAAGGAAACCGAUGCGGAGCAGCAUCGUAUUCACGAAGCCCGCAUUGCAUUAGCUCUAGACCUUGACCCUGCUUCCAGAAUCCUUGGGUUCACUAUUCCAGGAACCCCACCAGAUACCCCAUCCAGCCUCUCAUCCCCAGGUCGUGUUCGACCUCCACUUACUUGGAAGGACAGUGUAUGGACGAAAGAUUUUGGCUGUACCCCAACGUCGCCCAAAAAUAUGGCGAAAGGGAAUGAGCGACUCGUUUCUACCGUUCCAUUCCGAGUGUUGGAUGCUCCGUUUUUGCGUGAUGAUUUUUACUCCACGACCCUGGCUUACUGUCACAAAAUUAAAGUUCUUGCCGUUGGCCUUUCGUCACGGGUUUAUCUUUGGUCUGAGCAGGGCGGUGUCAGAAAUCCACCGUUGCAACAAGUCUCUAGGGACAAUGUUGUGACCUCUCUUUCCUUUUCCUCGGAAAAGGGGGGGUGGAGUAUUCUUGCCGUAGGGCGGCGUCACGGGGAGCUUUCUCUAUGGAGUACCUUCGAUGCAGAGGUCCGAUUCGAGGCACAUUUUCCAGCUGGCGUGGCCUGCGUUUCUUUUAAAGAUACUCCAAGCAUCGGCCCAUCUGAAUGGUCUUCACGAAUAUCAGCAAGCAUUGAACAUUUAGCUGUGGGAGACGAUGCAGGUAACGUUUGGUAUUAUACUUUGGAGUGGACUACACCUAGGUUAAGGAAGCGGCGUAAUUGGAACGGAAGUAUGACACUUAUUGCUAGGAUAGCCUCACAUACACAGCAAAUAUGCGGACUCUCUUGGUCCCCGGAUGGGAAGUACUUCGCAACCGGGGGCAAUGAUAACGUUUGCCUUUUAUUUGAGACGGCAAGCAUUCUUGCUGGCAAUACACAAUCUGAGCAGUCAUGUUCAAACACGUCCAUGGCGAUCCGUACGCGUCCUCCGAAGCAACGACACAUGCAUCAAGUUUUGCCUCUGCAUCACCAGAAUUAUAGUACUGUGUCCUUGUUGUCUGACCCUACCUCUCGGGAUGCAGAGAGCGUCGGCUCUGAGGACCCCUUAUCUGAGUUAUCCCAGGCCGAGACAGUCAUACAUCCACGCCGGGAAAAGCAUAUAUUGAGGCAUUAUGCUGCGGUCAAGGCCAUCUCUUUCGCGCCUUGGGAGCCAACACUGCUUGCUACCGGCGGCGGAGCUGACGAUCAAUGCAUACGCUUUUGGCACGCCCCUACAGGCGCAUUGCUUGCUUCACUCAAUGUGUACGCACAGGUUACUAGCUUAAUCUGGAGUAGGACACGACGCGAAAUAGCAGCAACUUUCGGAUACGCCAAACCUCCUCAUCCUUACCGGAUUGCCGUCUUUGCCUGGCCAAGCUGCGAGCAGGUUCUCGCUAUACCAUGGGCAGACAUUGAUGACAUGGAAGGAUAUGAUGACAACACCCCUGGACGUGCGCUUUGGGCGAUUAGCUAUCCUGGGGGACCCAAUCAAAUGCCGGUUUAUGCAUCCGGCAGGUCGCAAGUUACUAGUGAAGCUUCUGACGACGGAACACCUAGUCGUUUACCUUCGCAUAUAAGGAGACAAUCACCGCACAGGGGCGGAAGGGAUCCAUCAUCCAGUUCACAGAUAGCUAAUGUAAGGUAUACCGAGGGCCGCAUUUGGUCCACUAGAACUGAACGAGAAGGCUGUAUCGUCAUCGCAUGUAGCGAUGAAAGUAUCAGGUUCCAAGAAGUUUGGGGAGGUGAGCCUAGGGGCCUUGGAGGAAGUAGUGGCGUAUUGGGAGGAAGCCAGAUACUCGAGAGUUUGCAUGGACUUGAUACGUCUGUGGACUCGAAGGAGAUCAUUCGAUGA